Triticum aestivum (bread wheat) is the source of this 1085-nucleotide messenger RNA. RefSeq lists its product as uncharacterized. Bases 1 to 984 code for a protein of 327 amino acids. NCBI's taxonomy places the organism in Eukaryota, Viridiplantae, Streptophyta, Magnoliopsida, Poales, Poaceae. The transcript has 2 exons. The record is from RefSeq and is a predicted model, not a curated record.
AUGACUGACCAUACUCCACCAUCCACCAGGAGAGAAGUACUCGAACUACUAUCCCUACAAUCACGGAUCGGGAGUCGCCCACCACGGCCGACGCUGCCGCGCCCAACCUCCACCGCGGCCGACUGCCUCCACGCGAAUUCCCUUGCGAGGCUCUCUGGCGACCACACCGCCUACUCCAGAGGCGAGGAGCUUGCCGGCGUCCAGCUCCUCAAGGAGAAGCGCGCUCCACCGCCGACGCUGCCGCGCCCAAAUCCCACCGCGGCCGACCGCCUCUGCUCUCUCGAUGGGGAUCCGCUGCGGCAGUGCCAGGACGUUCACCAUCGCCACCGCAGUCUGUUCACCGCGGACGCCACAUGCCUGCACCCCACGGCCGGCCACCGCGCGUCUGGAGCGCGCUCUUCCGCCUAUUCCCAAUGUGUCGCCGCCGGCUCACCCGAGCGCGCCGCUGAUGGCCUUCGGUGCUAUUGCAGGCACCAAGACCGUCGCUGUGCUGGAGAGAAGUACUCGAACUACUAUCCCUACAAUCACGGAUCGGGAGUCGCCCACCACGGCCGACGCUGCCGCGCCCAACCUCCACCGCGGCCGACUGCCUCCACGCGAAUUCCCUUGCGAGGCUCUCUGGCGACCACACCGCCUACUCCAGAGGCGAGGAGCUUGCCGGCGUCCAGCUCCUCAAGGAGAAGCGCGCUCCACCGCCGACGCUGCCGCGCCCAAAUCCCACCGCGGCCGACCGCCUCUGCUCUCUCGAUGGGGAUCCGCUGCGGCAGUGCCAGGACGUUCACCAUCGCCACCGCAGUCUGUUCACCGCGGACGCCACAUGCCUGCACCCCACGGCCGGCCACCGCGCGUCUGGAGCGCGCUCUUCCGCCUAUUCCCAGUGUGUCGCCGCCGGCUCACCCGAGCGUGCCGCUGAUGGCCUUCGGUGCUAUCGCAGGCACCAAGACCGUCGCUGUGCUGGUAAGUCCUCUCCCCCAGCUGGCGUAGCGCCCGGUUCUACUAUCUCUCUUCCAUGUCGUUGCAACACGGUCUCUCCUCUGUCGUUGCUGCUGCCGCCACCGUGUUUCUCCUUCCUGCUUCUGCCACUG